UCACACACAAAGUGUAGAGAGAGGGAGAGAGAGCAGAGUGAGUCAAAAACAAAACAGAGCUUGAAAGCCUGACUCAUCAUACAGUACGACUCAUGGGCAUGGCCAAACAACAACACGAAAAGUCUUAAGAUUCAAAAGAGGGCUUAGCAUGAGAACACCACAUUUUCAAUCUCAGCCGUUUGAUCUCUGACCCCUUCCCCCACUUUGAUUUCUACAAUACAAUAAAUCUCUGCAUCGUCAUUCAAUCCGACCUUUCACAGUCUCUCUCUCUCUCUCUCUUUCUCCGCUUCCUCAAAAGGAGCUACCUUUUUCUCUCUCUUCACUCCACUUUCUCUCCAGAUUUUGCUUUCUGGGGUAUCUUCAAGAUUUUGCCUAGGUGGGUUUCUAUGGUUUUGCUGGAUUGAAGGUUUGGGAUUCAAAAAAAAAAAUCAAAUGGGUAUAUUGCUUCUUCUUCUUUUAUUAUUCUCUGCUGCGUCUGCUGUUGAUGAAGACGCUUUCAUUGGUGUCAACAUAGGCACAGAUCUCUCUGACAUGCCAAGCCCAACUCAAGUGGUGGCCCUUCUCAAGGCCCAGCAAAUUCGACACAUCAGGCUAUAUGACGCUGAUCGAGCCAUGCUACUUGCACUCGCUAACACUGGAAUCCGUGUGACUGUUUCUGUUCCGAAUGACCAACUACUAGGCAUUGGCCAGUCCAAUGCCACUGCAGCCAACUGGGUUGCUCGCAAUGUUUUGGCCCAUGUACCUGCUACCAACAUAACCGCCAUAGCUGUUGGGUCGGAAGUCCUCACCGCACUCUCAAAUGCUGCUCCAAUCCUUGUUUCUGCACUGAAAUUCAUCCACUCUGCUCUUGUUGCUUCUAAUCUCGAUUCCCAAAUAAAAGUUUCCACCCCACAUUCUUCUUCAAUUAUCCUCGAUUCCUUCCCACCUUCCCAAGCUUUUUUCAACCGCUCCUGGGACCCAGUCAUGGUUCCUUUGCUCAAAUUUCUGCAGUCCACUGGGUCAUAUCUUAUGCUCAAUGUGUACCCUUAUUAUGAUUACAUGCAAUCAAAUCAUGCAAUCCCCUUGGACUAUGCACUCUUCAGACCUCUUCCUCCAAACAAGGAGGCAGUGGAUACUAACACGCUCCUGCACUACACUAAUGUCUUUGAUGCUGUUGUUGAUGCUGCUUAUUUUGCAAUGUCCUAUUUAAACUUCACUAAUAUCCCCAUCGUAGUGACUGAGUCAGGCUGGCCUUCCAAGGGUGAUUCAUCUGAGCCAGAUGCCACUCUUGACAAUGCUAACACUUACAACAGCAACCUCAUUAGGCAUGUUCUUAACAACACAGGGACUCCGAAACACCCUGGGAUUGCAGUGAGUACCUACAUUUAUGAGCUCUACAAUGAAGAUUUGGCAUCGGGUUCAGUUUCAGAGAAGAACUGGGGGCUUUUUGAUGCCAAUGGGGUGCCGGUUUAUAUCCUACACUUGACAGGUUCUGGGACAGUGUUGGCAAAUGACACAACAAACCAAACCUAUUGUGUCGCAAGGGAUGCCGCUGACCGAAAGAUGCUUCAGGCAGCCUUGGAUUGGGCAUGUGGACCUGGGAAAGUAGAUUGUAAACCUUUGUUGCAGGGACAGCCAUGUUAUGAACCGGAUACUGUGGUUGCACAUGCAACAUAUGCUUUCGAUGCUUAUUAUCACAGGAUGGCUAUGGCUGAAGGGACCUGUGACUUCAAUGGAGUGGCUACCAUCACUACCUCAGACCCAAGUCAUGGUUCAUGUAUAUUUCCAGGAAGUAGUGGGAAAAAUGGCACCUUCAUAAACGGCACAUCUCUGGCUCCAUCUUCGAAUUCCUCAAGUACUUCUGACAGCCUUCCGCAAUAUUUUUAUGGUGAUGGUGCUUUUACCAGCUCUGCGAUCAUUGGUGCUUUACUUUGGAGUGCAGUUUUCUUGUGAUGUUUUGAAUCUGUGCAACUUUUUAACUGCUUUGGAAUCCUUUGAAACAUCUGGUUUCACUUCCUUUGAAAAAGUUCCAGCAUACCCAAUUUUGUUCCUCCAGAAAGGAGGGUCCGGGGUUGCAGGGUUGCUUGCUCGUACAGCCGGCAAGUAGAAUUGUGAGUUGAGUAGUCAAUUGGAUUUUGUACAAACAAAAUGAAGGGCACCAUUGGUAAUUGUCUUGUUGAGGUAGAUUUGUAUUUCUACUAAAGUUAGUUAUUCUUUGGAAUUGAAUUUGUGAAGCUUGGCAGUUUUUUUUUC
Molecule: messenger RNA, 2232 nt
Organism: Cornus florida
Lineage: Eukaryota; Viridiplantae; Streptophyta; Magnoliopsida; Cornales; Cornaceae
Product: glucan endo-1,3-beta-glucosidase 3
Exons: 4
Coding region: 433-1932 (499 amino acids)
Biological process (GO): carbohydrate metabolic process
Cellular component (GO): plasma membrane
Molecular function (GO): hydrolase activity, hydrolyzing O-glycosyl compounds
Source: RefSeq, a predicted model, not a curated record